GUCUUCACAGCCUUAGGGGUGUGAGUGAGUGAGUCUGUCUGUCGUGGGUUUUGCUUUGCUUUGCUCUGCUUUGCUUUCUCAAGGAAGGAAGGCUUCGAGCCCCACGAGGCGUGUAGUUGUGGCAGUCUCUUCUCAAUUGGCUCUUGCGGAUUCUCUCGGUGAUUUUUUCUUUUUCUUUUUCUUUGGUGCGCCAGUGCGUCGCACAGCGUUUAAUUUUGCGGAAUCCGGGUUUAGGGUUUUUCCGCACUCGGAGUUUUGUGGCGUAGCGAGGAUUCGGUCUGCUUAAUUAUGGCCGUUACCAUGGCUACUGGGAAAUGGCCAGCACUGACUUGCAGGCAGUCAUUUCAAAGCGGGUCAUGCUUUACUGGGGAUGUUGCGAGUUUGGCGUGUAACUUCCGGAUUUCUACAAAAUCAGCGAAAUUUCAAGUGGUGCAAUCAAGGACAUCUGCUAUUGACGCCCAGGCAGAGAAAUGGGAAGCUUUGGAUUCAGAUGUAGACUACUUAACGCGGUCGGCGAGACUGGUGCAAUGGUACCCUGGUCACAUUGCGAAAGCUGAGAGAGCAUUGAAGGAGCAGCUGAAGUUGAUGGAUGUGGUAAUUGAGGUCCGAGAUGCUCGUAUUCCGAUGGCAACUGCUCACCCAGAGAUUGAUGAGUGGAUGGGGAAUAAACAGAAGAUUAUUGUAAUGAAUAGGGAGGACAUGGUAUCAAACGCAGAUAAACAAGUCUGGGGGGAGUACUUUGCGAAACAAGGAAUUAGUGUGCUUUUCGCAAAUGGCCAACGCGGCACAGGUACCAUGAAGUUAGCGAGGAUGGCGAAAUCCGCGGCCGAUGAUAUUAACGCUCGACGGAAAGCGAAAGGCCUUCUUCCCAGAAAUGUUCGAGCUGCCGUGGUGGGCUAUCCAAACGUAGGCAAGUCCUCCCUCAUCAACCGACUUCUGAAACGAAAGGUUUGCGCCGCAGCACCGCGGCCAGGAGUUACUAAACACUUGCAAUGGGCUAGAGUUGUGGAUGGAUUGGACCUACUCGAUGCGCCUGGUGUGCUGCCCAUGAGGAUACAAGACCAGGCAGGGGCAACUAGAUUGGCGAUCUGUAAUGACAUAGGGGAGAAUUCAUACGCUGUUGCUGGAGUUGCAGCUGUGUUAGUGGAGAUGAUCAAACGGAUACCAUCUGCAGGUCCUCAGGUCCUGCAGAAGAGGUAUAAAUUGGAGAAUGUGAGAAACAUGUCUGGGGAGUCCCUGCUGGAGGAAGUUGCACAAGCUUUAUUUCAAGGAGACGUGAAUCAGGCUGCCCAAAGGGUCUUGCGGGAUUACAGGAAAGGGGAGUUUGGCUGGUUUGCGUUGGAAAGGCCGCCUGUGCGCAGAGAAGAGGAAGAAUUCGAAGAGGAAAAUUACGAUGAUUCUGAUGAAUAUGAAAUGAGAUAGGGCUGUCCAUUCAUGUUGAGUUGAAGGCGCUCCUAAUAUUGUCAACGACCAUUGGAUAUGUCGAGCUGGAGUACCUCAGAUAUUACUUCCUGCUCCCUGUCAAACUUUGCGUUUUCUACGAGAGGAGACGAAUUUGUUCUGAGAUUUGUACAACACGAUGGUGCUAUUCUUGAGUGUCGUGAUCUGUUCCCCACGCCUGUGACGAUAGCUUCGGAGUCGAUAUCAUGAUCUUGGAGGCACCAUGGUGGGGGCAGUUACUUACACCGACGUCGGAGCUAAACUACAUUCCCAUUGUGGAUGUGAUGUCGAAUGUCUUGACUUGGGGAGGAUUGUAGUUUUUAUUUAAUUUUCUCCAAUUACAGCAAAGUUCAGUCUUUAUACCAUCUCACUUUCCUGCGCUCAAUUGUUUCGAUCCCUUGCAACUGAAACUUCUGUGCUCUCUAGUUGCCAAGUGCGUUUGGAAAUCGUCCGGAGCUUUCGUGCUAGCGAAGGAGAAGAAGAUGAUUAGGUUGAUGAGAAACUAGCACGGUCACUACACCGAUAGAAUCUGUUGCAAUGUUUUGGACUUGAUCAUGUGAGAUGAAUUCAUAAAAAAAACGGCAGUCUGAAAAGUUGUAUGAUGUAAACAAGUUUUUAUCUUGA
Molecule: messenger RNA, 2064 nt
Organism: Physcomitrium patens
Lineage: Eukaryota; Viridiplantae; Streptophyta; Bryopsida; Funariales; Funariaceae
Product: DAR GTPase 3, chloroplastic
Biological process (GO): mitochondrial translation
Cellular component (GO): mitochondrion
Molecular function (GO): GTPase activity; GTP binding
Source: RefSeq, a predicted model, not a curated record